UGCGAGCGGGGAAGCAUGUCCGGGCGAGGCAAAGGCGGGAAAGGCUUGGGCAAAGGAGGCGCCAAGAGGCACAGGAAAGUCCUCCGGGAUAACAUCCAAGGCAUCACAAAGCCCGCCAGUCGCCGCCUGGCUCGGCGCGGCGGCGUGAAGCGAAUUUCGGGGCUCAUCUACGAGGAAACGCGGGGCGUCCUGAAGGUCUUCCUAGAGAACGUGAUCCGCGACGCGGUGACUUACACCGAGCACGCCAAGAGGAAGACGGUCACGGCCAUGGAUGUGGUCUACGCCCUCAAGCGCCAAGGCCGGACUCUAUACGGCUUCGGCGGCUAACUUAGAGAUCAGAUCUGGGGACGGACAGAAGAGACGAUGCGGAAAAGGCCCUUUUCAGGGCCGCUCAAGUUUUCCGGAAAAGAGCUGCGUCCGUUGCAUGCAAAAGGCAGCACUUGGAACGAAAUACGUAGGGCGUUGCGUUUAGAAAGGAUAUGUUCAAUUUCUACGCGUGGGUUAAAUUUCCAAAGGGAGCAAAUGAAAUCUUUAAAUGGUCAAUAAAGCUUUUAAGGGU
Crotalus tigris (Tiger rattlesnake) is the source of this 559-nucleotide messenger RNA. Its product is annotated as histone H4-like. Lineage: Eukaryota; Metazoa; Chordata; Lepidosauria; Squamata; Viperidae. Gene Ontology annotation, biological process: nucleosome assembly. Gene Ontology annotation, molecular function: DNA binding; structural constituent of chromatin; protein heterodimerization activity. Gene Ontology annotation, cellular component: nucleosome. The coding region runs from base 16 to 327 and encodes 103 amino acids. The record is from RefSeq and is a predicted model, not a curated record. The transcript has a single exon.